UGACGUUCCCAAACCUUCCGUACUACGUCGACGACGACGUAAGGCUGACCCAGAGCUUGGCCAUACUCCGUUACCUGGGAAGAAAGCAUGACCUGGUGGCCCGGAACGACAAGGAGACCACAGAAUUGGACGUCAUCGAGCAGCAGGCGCGAGAUCUGUGUCUCUUUCUGGCCUACGUGGCUGAACCAGAUACGAAGCUCGAGCACGGUGUCGAAUCGCACGCCAAGAAGCUGGACGAGGUCCUGGGUCCCUGGGACGACUUCCUCGCCUGCCGGAAGUGGACAUUGGGGGGGCAGGCUAACGUACGUGGACUUCCUGCUCUACGAAGGGCUCGACUGGCACCGAGAGUUCAAAGCGGAGACCUUGCAGCGGUACCCGCACAUUGUAGAGUACCUGAAGAGGUUCGAAGAACUGCCAAACAUAAAGGAGUACUUCGCCUCGGGCCGGCACAAGAAGUGGCCCAUCUCGAGCCACCUCAGGAAAUGGGGCUUUAAGAAGCCAUCCGAAGGACAUGAGUAGGUGUUGCUGCUGCUAUUUGCUGGAAAAACAUCAUUUGUUGUGCAACCCGCAAUACAUCGGCAGUGAUAGCCGAUACAAACCAUGUGGCUGAAGAAAAUGGAAGUUCGAUUCGUCUGUGACCUGUGUUUGUUCAUCUUGUCACUUUAGACUACAGGGAGCACACCGCUAGCACUAUUAGUGUGUUUGUUAUUUUCACUGUUCGUCGAACACGUCAAAUAGGGGCGGCCAGGACAACUUUAGCUUUUCGAGAAUCCUCAGUAUCGAACGCUCGGAUGGACGAAUGAACAGGCAGUUGAACAGAAGGACAGCAUAUUAAUGAAGUAUACCGUGGAAAGUAAUAUUUUACAGCAAAGCGAAUUUCGCAGUAACAAAGUUUCAGCAUGCAUUAGUCUUCGGUCGCGAUGGCGGCAUCUAUCUAAGCGCUUCGCUCCCUUUGGCAGGAACAUUCCAUGUCAGGCCUUGUGGUAAAACGUAGGUAUAGUUCAACUACUGCAGAAGACAAAAAGGAAAAUUACAUAAUAUUGCAAGUUAAAAACAUCUCGCACGCGAUGCGAACUACGGACUUCCCAACCCCGAUUUACACGAGCGCUGGACACCGUAACCGCUACAUCACGGGAGACGAACGAAGAGCAGGUUUAUUCCCGAGUAUUUAUGCACUGUAAAUAGAACUGUAUAACGCUAUACACUUCUGUCUAUAGACAUUGUGCACAUAUUUUUCUACAAACGUGAAUUUUCAUUAAUCUAUAGACAGUCUAUAGUGUGUCUAUAGACUCAUACAUUUUAUAGACUAGUCUACAAAAAGUGUAAGGCCUUAAGUCCAUAGAGACGGUCUAUAGACAAUCCCUGCAGACUAGUCUAUAGCUAAUCCAUGGACUUUAGCCUCACACUAUUUGUCGACUGUUGUCGAUACAGGGUGUCCCAGUUGUAGACCUGUAGGUCUUCUUAUAAAAGUAUAUCUUGCACCGU
Dermacentor andersoni is the source of this 1485-nucleotide messenger RNA. The record is from RefSeq and is a predicted model, not a curated record. Lineage: Eukaryota; Metazoa; Arthropoda; Arachnida; Ixodida; Ixodidae.